AUGCCUACCGUGGUGUUGAUGGACGUGUCUCUGUCCAUGACACGGCCAGUGUCUCUGGAUGGCAGCGAGGAGUUUCAGAGGAAGAACCUGGCUGUCCACGGACUCAACAUGUUGUUUGAACACAUGGCCUCAAACUACCGCCUGGAGUUCACAACACUGAUGGCCUUUUCCUCCCUCUGGGAGCUCCUGGUGCCUUUCACCAGAGAUUACAACGCACUGCAGGAGGCUCUCAGCAACCUGGAAGACUAUGACAAGACCUGUGUUGAAUCAGCUCUUCAGGGAGUUAGUAACGUGGUACAGCAGGAGUGGGGUAGUGCCUGUCCUUGUCAGGUGGUGCUGGUUACUGAUGGAUCUCUUGGUAUCGGAAAGGGUUCCCUUCGUCACUCCCUGCAAACACUAAAGCAGCGUGGGGAUGACAAGAAAUUUCCCCUCCCUUUCCCUUUCCCUACCAAACUCUACAUCAUGUGUGUAGCCAAUGCAGAGGAGUUGCAGGUGACUGAUGCCAUGGACAACUUGGAGGAGUUACUUCGUCUCAGCGGGGGUGAUGGACAGAUCUUCACUGUGGAUGGACCACUUUGCAUGAAGAGUGUACAGGCCAUGUUUGGGAGGCUGAUUGAUCACGCAUACUCUCCCUUCCAUGCCGUACUGCACUGUGGGAACCUGUCCUCAGACGUUCAGGUGUUCCCUCGACCCGAGCCUGUUGUGAUGGAUGAAGAGGUGGAGCCCAUGCCACGAGUAGUCAGCACAGAUUUGGAAAUUGUGGGCUUCAUUGAAAUUGCUGACAUUUCCAGUCCUCCUGUUAUAUCCAGACACUUGGUACUCCCCAUUGCCGUAAUUAAAGAGGUGGAUGAAGUUGGUACAGGAGCCACAGAUGAGCUCGAGGAGGAACCUUCUGCCAGUCAAAUGGCAGGCAAAAGUCCAAAUUUUUGUGUACUUUUGCAUGGCAGUCUGAAAGUUGAGGGCAUGGUGGCACUGGUCCAGCUGGGACCGGAGUGGUACGGUAUGCUGUACUCCCAAGCUGACAGCAAGAAGAAAUCGAACCUGAUGAUGUCUCUUUUUGAGCCUGGUCCAGAGCCUCUGCCUUGGCUGGGCAAGAUCUCACAUUUGGGACCAAUAUCAGAGGCGGCUGAAAAUCCCUAUGGAGAGGAUGACAGCAAAAGUCCAUUCCCUGUGCAGCCCCAGGUCAAACGAAGUUAUGCCCAGAAUGUCACUGUGUGGAUUAAGGCCAGUGGACUACAGACUGAUGUGCAGAAGAUCCUUAGGAAUGCAAGGAAACUACCAGACAAAACUCAAACCUUCUAUAAGGAGUUGAACCGCCUUCGGAAGGCUGCCUUGGCUUUUGGUUUCUGGGAGCUCCUGAAGGGAGUAGCCGAUCUGCUGGAGAGAGAGUGCACCCUGCUGCCAGACUCGGCCCAUCCGGAUGCUGCUUUCCAGCUCUCCCACGCUGCACAGCAACUGAAACUGGCCAGCACUGGUGACUCCCAGUAUGCUGCUUUUGAUCACAACAUUGUUCCCAUGCACACUGACUUUUCAAGCUGAGCCACGUCUGAAUUAGUAAAAAAUGGACUAAAAUAUCAGCAGCAUCAGCCAGAGUGGACCAAGAUGGAGAAAGCACUUAUGUGUGCUUAAUGUUGUUCAAAGAACUCAAAGCGGCUGCUUGGAAAACGUGUGUGUGGAACUUACACCUCUUCUUUGACACUGCCUGAACACGGCAAAACAUACAUAAUAAGGUGUUUGUAAGAUGUUUAUGUGUACAUAUUUUUUUUACAUGUUGGUUUGUAGGAUCUUUUUCACAAGACAAGAUUUAAAUUUAGUUUUUAAUUCAUUGUCAAAGUACUGUCACAUUUACAAGACACCUGGGACAUGUCUGUUAAUGUCAAUUUAUAUUCAGGUGAUUAAAAUAAUGAAAUAGAAUAAAGAGAAAAAGUUAAAAUGAUACUUCAUAGCAGGUGAUUAUUGAGUAUAAAAAGGGACAAACUGCUCUGCAUUUUAUGUCACCAGUAUAAUUUUCCCUGAGGUCUGGAGGAUGGUUCAUAAAUCUGGGUUGAGAAUGUUAACACUUACUUUGUUCAUACACAAAUUAGUUUAAAAAGGUUAAAAGAAACACACUAUCACACAGGCUAUCAAGUAAUAUGGGCUUACUAGAGAUCCUCAUUAAUCAUUAAUUAAU
Messenger RNA from Larimichthys crocea (large yellow croaker), 2170 nucleotides. It is a transcript of the gene ints14, whose product is annotated as integrator complex subunit 14. The transcript has 11 exons. Gene Ontology annotation, cellular component: integrator complex. The record is from RefSeq and is a predicted model, not a curated record. The coding region runs from base 1 to 1539 and encodes 512 amino acids. NCBI's taxonomy places the organism in Eukaryota, Metazoa, Chordata, Actinopteri, Sciaenidae. Gene Ontology annotation, biological process: snRNA 3'-end processing.